Messenger RNA from Sinocyclocheilus grahami, 3399 nucleotides. RefSeq names its product lethal(2) giant larvae protein homolog 1-like. Lineage: Eukaryota; Metazoa; Chordata; Actinopteri; Cypriniformes; Cyprinidae. Gene Ontology annotation, cellular component: plasma membrane; cytoplasm; cortical actin cytoskeleton. The transcript is spliced from 22 exons. Gene Ontology annotation, molecular function: GTPase activator activity; myosin II binding. The record is from RefSeq and is a predicted model, not a curated record. Gene Ontology annotation, biological process: regulation of establishment or maintenance of cell polarity; regulation of Notch signaling pathway; Golgi to plasma membrane transport. The coding region runs from base 147 to 3299 and encodes 1050 amino acids.
ACUUGCACGGCUUGAGGAGUGGAUACAAAAGAAACUGGAGCUUGCAUGAAGGAUCACAUUGUUGCUCUGCACCGAUUCACGCCUAACGGAAUUGAUAUCAUUCUGAGACGGCGCGGGCUGUGAUAUUUCUCUGAUUCGGCUUCAGGAUGAUGAAGUUCAGGUUCAGACGGCAGGGGAACGACCCUCAUCGUGAGAAAAUCAAGCAGGAUCUGUUUGCAUUCAGUAAGACAGUUGAACAUGGAUUCCCAAACCAGCCAAGUGCUUUGGCCUAUGAUCCCAAACGGCAGCUUUUGGCCAUUGGAACUAAAUCAGGGGCCAUGAAAAUAUAUGGUGCUCCUGGGGUGGAGAUGACUGGACUUCAUAAAGACACUGCUGCCGUCACUCAGAUACAUUUCCUCUAUGGACAGGGGAGGAUACUUUCUUUGUUGGAUGAUAACACCAUUCACCUAUGGGAGAUUGUGCAGAGAGAAAACCGCUCGCAUUUAGUGGAGGUUCAUAGCUUCAACCUGCCUGGCAGGCCAGGCAUCGAGAGCACCAGAAGUGCAGUUGAGCGGCACUACAAAGAGAAUAAAUCUUCCAAAUGUUCCUUGGUGCAGAGUAGUGCUUGGUUUUGUCAUCUGUCUGUAGGUUUUCUGAAUCUUCAGAAUACGCCGAAUAAAAGCUUGCUAUUUGUAAUGUUAUUCACGUGUCUGGUUAUUCCCCUUUUCAGCGUUCCAGAGGAGUACAAGUGUGGAAAAUCAUUGGGGCCUGUGGAGUCCCUGCAGGAGCAUCCGCAAGACUCUGAUAAAAUCCUCAUUGGUUACAGCAGAGGUCUGGUUGUACUCUGGGACCUCAACAGUCGGCAUGUAGUCAACCUCUUCCUGGGAAAGCAGCAGCUGGAGAGUUUGGUCUGGGAACGGUCCGGGAACAGCUUUGUUAGUUCCCAUAGUGAUGGCGGAUACAUGGUGUGGGCUGUCAGCAGCAGCAAUCCCUGCACUCAUGACCCCAUCUCAUCCACAGUACCAUAUGGCCCCUUUCCCUGCAAAGCCGUGAACAAGAUCCUGUGGAGGACAACAGAAUCAGGAGCUCCUCUAGUGUUGUUCAGUGGCGGUAUGCCCAGAGCCAGCUAUGGAGACAGACACUGCUUAACCAUCCUCCAGGACAGCAACCACGUCACCCUGGACUUCACCUCGCGUGUCAUAGACUUCUUCACCAUUCACUGCACAGACAAAGAUAAGGAAUUUGAUGACCCAUCAGCGCUUGUGGUUCUUUUGGAAGAGGAGUUGAUAGUGAUUGAUCUUCAGAUGGCUGGCUGGCCCACUGUCCCUGCUCCCUAUCUGGCUCCUCUGCACUCCUCUGCCAUCACCUGUUCAUGUCACAUCUCAAAUGUGCUUCCCAAACUGUGGGAGAGAGUGAUCAGUGCAGGCCAGCAGCAGUGUCCUCUGCAGAACUAUGAGAAUUGGCCAAUAUGUGGAGGGAAAAACUUAGCAUCUGAUCCAAAGCAGAAAGAGCUGCUGUUAACUGGUCACGAGGAUGGUACAGUGCGUUUCUGGGAUGCGUCAGGAGUGUCGCUCAAACCGCUGUACAAACUGAGCACAGCCAACAUCUUUCAGACAGACUGCGACCACAACGACAGCCUGACGCAGGCCGGGGAGGAGGAAUGGCCUCCUUUUAGAAAGGUGGGCUGUUUUGAUCCAUACAGUGAUGAUCCCAGACUAGGAAUCCAGAAGAUCAGCGUCUGUAAAUACAGCGGAAAACUUGUGGUGGCUGGAACUGCUGGACAAGUUAUAGUUAUGGUUCUUAGCGAUGAGAAGUCCGAUCACAUGAUUGAUGUGGCCACGGUGGACCUGCUCCAGGACAGAGAGGGUUUUACGUGGAAGGGUCAUGACCGGCUGCCUCCUAAGAGCGGCUCAGUAGUGUUUGCUCCUGGAUUCCAGCCGGUUGUCCUGGUGCAGUGCAUGCCCCCCGCGGCCGUUACUGCGGUGACCCUGCACGCAGAGUGGAACCUCAUUGCCUUUGGCACCAGUCAUGGCUUUGGCCUCUUUGACUAUCAUCGACGAAGUCCAGUUCUGGCGAGGUGCACUCUACACCCCAAUGACUCUCUGGCUAUGGAGGGCCCGCUGUCUCGAGUGAAGUCUCUGAAGAAAUCUCUGCGCCAGUCCUUCAGAAGAAUCCGGAAGAGCAGAGUCUCGGGAAAGAAACGUGCUGUGGUUUAUAGUCCCACCAAUAAAGUGCAGGAGGCUAACGCUCAGUUGGCGGAGCACGAUGCUGAGGUGACACCAGUGCAGAGACGGAUUGAGCCCCGCUCUGCAGACGACUCGCUGUCUGGAGUGGUGCGCUGCCUCUGCUUCGCUGACACUUUCCUUAGAGAUGGAACACAUCAUGGACCUACAAUGUGGGCCGGCACGAACUCUGGCUCCGUGUAUGCAUACGCUCUGGACGUACCCUCACAGGAGAAGUUCUCUGAGCAGAGCGUGGAGGCGCUGCUGGGGAAGGAGAUCCAGCUCAUGCACAGAGCUCCAGUGGUGUCUAUCGCUGUGCUGGAUGGCCGAGGGAACCCUCUGCCGGAGCCUUACGAAGUCUCCAGAGAUUUGGCCAAAGCCCCAGACAUGCAGGGCAGCCACUCUGUUCUUAUUGCUUCUGAGGAGCAGUUUAAGGUUUUCAUGCUGCCUAAAGUAAGCGCGAAGACCAAGUUCAAGUUGACGGCCCAUGAAGGCUGUCGAGUACGAAAGGUGGCGCUGUCGAACUUCACCAGCGUUAGCUCUGAAGAGUACUCUGAGAAUGCUUUAGUGUGCCUUACCAAUCUGGGUGACAUCCACAUGUUCAGUGUGCCAGCACUGAGACCGCAAGUACGCUACGACUGCAUCCGCAAAGAAGACAUCAGUGGCAUUGCUUCCUGCGUGUUCACUAAGACUGGACAAGGAUUCUACCUGAUUUCACCCUCGGAGUACGAGCGCUUCUCGCUGUCAGCUCGUGUGAUCACAGAGCCGCUGUGCCGAGUGGAUGUGGAACGACCUCACGAUCUCUCUGCUCACAGUGGUUCCAGCACGCCGCUGCCACCACAGGCUAAUGGAACACACAAGACACAAGCAGAGAGCAAGUCUGUUGAAACUGAAGGGCUCUUGGAUGAAAUGCGGAGCGCCUUAUCCUCGCCCGUCCUGGAUUCUCCAAACAGCAGUGCUGACAUCACACUGGACACCACUGGAGAGCUCACCGUUGAGGACGUCAAAGACUUCUUGAUGACUGUGGAUGAAGCUGAGAAUAACUUCAGGAACAUCACUGAAGAAGAUGGGAGGCCUCCUGGAAUUCUCAUCAACUGAGGCGAGCUGGCAGACAGCUGGAGGAGCAGUUAUGGAUGAAGACUCAUCAGCUGAACUCGUUACUUCUGAUUGGGUCUUGACAGAGAGGUUUGACUCCGGA